AUUAUUUAUAAUAAAAUUGUUACCAUAUCUAUGGAACAUUAAGAGAUAAAAUCAGAUAAACCAGUUGUAAUAUAUGGAGGUGAUUAUUGUCCUUAUUGUCAUAAAUUAAAGCACUUUUUAGAGAGUAAAAAUAUAGAAUACGAAUAUCGGGACAUCACAAAGGAGAAGGAACAUGAAAGAUAAGUGAACGAAUUUGUAGUUAAAUUAAAAUGGAGCACAAUUCCAAUGGUAUUCAUAAAACAAAAGUUCGUUGGUGGAUAUACAGAUGUAGUAAGUUUGGAUUAGAAAGGAGAAUUAGAGAAAUUAGUAAAAUGAAGAGUUGGAGCUUGAUUAUUAUAAAUUAAAUAAAUAUAAUAUAGAG
Molecule: messenger RNA, 361 nt
Organism: Paramecium sonneborni
Lineage: Eukaryota; Ciliophora; Oligohymenophorea; Peniculida; Parameciidae
Source: the annotation of a GenBank genome assembly